Cornus florida is the source of this 877-nucleotide messenger RNA. Its product is annotated as universal stress protein PHOS32. Lineage: Eukaryota; Viridiplantae; Streptophyta; Magnoliopsida; Cornales; Cornaceae. The record is from RefSeq and is a predicted model, not a curated record. The coding region runs from base 193 to 687 and encodes 164 amino acids. The transcript has 4 exons.
UAGUGUGUGUAUUAAAGUCACAAAGGCAUCAAAAACCAUUACAACUAGCAAAGCAAAAGCAACAUCAUUUUUUAUCUGGGAAAUCCCUGAUCUGGCCUUUCAAAAUUCUCACGCAAACCAAAGCCCUUUUCUGUUGUUCUGAUAAAGAAGAAGAAGAGGCUAGAGAGAGAAAGAAGAAGGUAGAGAGAGAAAAUGGUGAAAGACAGGAAGGUAGGUGUGGCGAUGGAUUUCUCAAAGAGCAGCAAAACGGCACUGAAAUGGGCUAUUGACAACUUGGCCGAUAAAGGUGACACCUUCUACAUCAUCCACAUCAAGUCUGGUUCCGUCCAAGAGUCUCACAACAGCCUCUGGUCCAAAUCUGGUUCUCCUCUGAUUCCUUUGGCCGAGUUUCGUGAACCAGCGACUAUGCACAAGUACGAUGUCCAAAUUGAUACUGAAGUUCUGGACACCCUCGACACUGGUUCCAGACAGAAAGAGAUUAACAUUGUGACCAAACUGUACUGGGGAGACGCCCGAGAGAAGCUAUGUGAAGCUGUUGAAGAUUUGAAGCUGGACUCUUUGGUUAUGGGAAGCAGAGGACUUAGUACCAUCCAAAGGAUACUUUUGGGAAGCGUGACAAAUUACGUGAUGACAAACGCAUCCUGCCCAGUGACUAUCGUGAAGGAUCCAGAUUUCCACAAGCAGUGAUCAGAAAAUCAGAGUCCGUUUUCAGGCGAGAUCUAUAAUAAUAAUAUAUCUUCAUAAAUAAAAAAUUAUAAUUCCUUUUGUUGUUGUGGAAUUUUCUGUAUGGUACUUGGGUGAUAUUUAUGUAUUUCCUAUCCCAAACUUGUUUCACUAUUUAACACUAAACUAAAAGCUUGAUGAUGAUGUUGUGUGA